AGAACGAGGCUGAUAAAAAUGUAGCAAAAAAUGUAGCUCCGCAAUAUUUCUCGAUUUUGGACUAUUCCAGGCCUCAGAUACCGAGUUAUUGCACAUAAUUGGAUAUAGGAACUCCUUGAGGAUACAACGCACCCUUCUAAGUGAGUUAUUCUGUGAAAGAAGGAUUGUAAUGUUGACAUAAACUUUUUUCUAAAUCUUCCAUACACGGAUUUCGUCGCCAUUUUUUCCUUGGCCCGUCCCUGUGUAUUAUUUGCAUCUUGAACACUUAGUCUACAUGUUACGCUGCUGAAAAAUCUGAUUAUACAUGUUCAGGGCCUUUCACACUACAGCCAUGCAAGAAUUUCCCGCCAUUUGACGUGUGGCCCUUCCCCGUGUAUAACUCGCUAAUUGAACACUUAGUGUUUAAGUACGCGCUGAUGAUAGACUUGUUAUACAUAUUUGGAGCCCUACUCGCUCUAUUCUUACCUAGCAAGGUCGCGACAACCUCGGAAUUGUAUGUUUUGAUUUGAGCGACGCAAAACAGCAAAUCUUUUACCAGAAUCUGAUACAAUGCCACUUUCUACCAAAGUGCAUGUGCCUGCAGAUAUAGAAAUUGAUGACGAUUCCACAAAUGAUAGUGACAAUUGUAUGGAAUCAACUAGUGGUGAUUUUCUCAGUGAUUAUGAUGAUUUUAAUCCCACCCCAAUAGCUACCCAGACCGAAAAUGAUAUCAUUAAUGAAAUUAAAGAAUUGUGUUCCGGUGCAGACAAAGCGUUAUUCAUUAAAAGACUAUGCGACCACCAAGAUGUAGACGGAUUAGUUCAUUCCAGAGAUGCUUUAUUUGAUUAUGCACGAAUCAAUCGCAGCAAUGCCAUGCCACCAGGUGCGCUUAUUCGUCGUCUACCCAGUAGGAAAAACAAACAAACAAGCACUUCUGUUAAAGAAAAGCUGGCAUGUGAUAUAUAUCAUCUUUUCCAUUUCAUCAAUGGAGCUUCUAACCUGUCGGAUAUUAAGACACUGUUAAAUCCUAAGGCAAAGACAAACAGAAAAUCAGUUGUUCACAACCCUAUCGAUGAUACAAUGAGACACAAAAACAGUGAUGACCAACUAGCAAUUAUACUCAAAAACGUUCUUGAACUCAAAUCUAACGUUGCAACUGAAAUCAAUGAACUCAAGGCUGAAAUCGCAAAGUCUACAAAAUCAAAAGUAAAAGAACUCAAUAAUGUAAUUGAAAUAAAGCAGAAUGAACUUAACAGAUGCAAGGAUAGCGAACAGAAGUUAAAAAAUGACUUAAAGAUAGCGAAAGCAAAAAUCAAUGAUCAACAAGCAGACAUAAACAAACUCACAACAGAUAUCAAUGAAACAAAAACAAAGCUGUUAAAGCAAAUCCAGACAAUACAAAACAAAGUAAGCGC
Owenia fusiformis is the source of this 1394-nucleotide messenger RNA. Lineage: Eukaryota; Metazoa; Annelida; Polychaeta; Sabellida; Oweniidae. The record is from the annotation of a GenBank genome assembly.